This is a messenger RNA of Aegilops tauschii subsp. strangulata, 1471 nucleotides long. Its product is annotated as RNA exonuclease 4. Gene Ontology annotation, cellular component: nucleus. NCBI's taxonomy places the organism in Eukaryota, Viridiplantae, Streptophyta, Magnoliopsida, Poales, Poaceae. Gene Ontology annotation, biological process: rRNA processing. Gene Ontology annotation, molecular function: 3'-5' exonuclease activity; nucleic acid binding. The record is from RefSeq and is a predicted model, not a curated record.
UUGCGUGCAUGCAGCCGGAACAAGUGCGCGGCGUGCUACCGCCAGUUCAACAGGAUGGAGCACCUGGUGGAGCACAUGCGCGCGUCGCACCAUUCGCCGCACGAGCCGCGCUGCGGCGUCUGCGGCAAGCACUGCCGCUCGCUCGACGCCCUCCGCGACCACCUCGGCUUCGGCGCCUCCCUGCCCCCCAAGCCCGCCUGCGCCACGGCCUUCGCUGCCAAGGGCUGCCCCCUCUGCCUCGCCGUCUUCUCUAGCUCCGGCUCCCUCCGCGUCCACAGCCCAACCUGUCACCUCUCCCGCCCUCCGGUUCCCUCGAGGGCCAUGCCAAGAGUGGCCGUCGGCGGUGUGGUGGCGCUGGGGUGCAAGAUGGUGGGCGGCGGGAGCGACGGGACGCUGGACGUGUGCGGGCGCGUCUGCGUCAUCGACGAGAAUGAGACCAUCGUCUUCGAGAACUUUGUGAGGCCGCUCCUCCCGGUGACGCACUACCGGUACGAGACCACGGGGAUCCGCCCCGAGUACCUGCGGGACGCGCCGACGGUGAAGACGGUGCAGCGGCAGGUAGAGGACAUCCUCCUCAACGGCGAGCAGCCGUGGAAGAUCCGGUCCUCCCGCGGCGCGGCCAGGCUCCUCGUCGGCCACGGCCUGGAGCACGAUCUCAACGCGCUGGGCAUGGACUACCCGGCGUACCUGAAGCGGGACACGGCGGAAUACCCGCCGCUGGUGAAGACGAGCGCCAGGCUGAUGAGCAACUCGCUCCGGUUCCUCACACAAAGCUGCCUCGGCUACGAAAUCCAGACGGGCCACCAGCACCCCUACGAGGACUGCGUGGCGGCCAUGCGGCUGUACAAGAGGAUGCGCGCGAUGAGGCACGGCCAGCCCAAGAACGGCGGCGAAGGCGAUGGGUGCGCGGCGGUGGCAUUCCCAGCGCGGAGGCAGCGGGAGCUGGAGCGCAUGUCGCCGGAGGAGCUCCUUAGCAUGUCCAAGCCGGACUACCACUGCUGGUGCCUCGACGACUAGCUAGCCACGGCCAGUGCGAGGCUGCCAGCGGAAUUCGAUUCUUCGCGCUUUACUUAGUUGAUCAAAAUACCACGUGCUUGUUACAUAGCUAGCUGCAGUACAACGUGGUGAAUAAGAAACGGAGAGAGGGGGAGGGAGAGAGAGUAGACAUAUGCAGACGCGAGUAGGACUGUAGGAGUAUAUAUAUGUACAUGUCCCAGUGAAUGCUGGUUCAUCUACAUACUGUAUGAACUAAUGGACAUGAAUCUCAAGGUGUUGUGCUGACUUAGUAUUUUGAAGAUGCUCAUAGAAGUAGGCUGUGUAUAUUUAUAUAGGAGCAUGUGUGGGUAUGUGAACAUUAGUAAUUUAUAGCGUUAAAUAGAAAAAAAACUAGGACGCCGAUAACCGCCAAACGUGUAGUAUGUACCAACACCGCCCACACAUUUUUACACUAAAUUUGCCAUCCGAAAAAAAU